AUGAAGACUACAAUAUUCUUUGUCCUAUUCAGUUUGUUUGUAAACUGUUUAGAGCCUACAGAAGCCCAGCGAGAUGUGCGCAUACCCCCUAUGAUUUCAUCCAUCUUUCCAGAAAAAUAUUACAUGCCUUAUAUCGCAGGUAAUAGGUGGAACAUGGUUAUCUACAAAUGUGACCAGUAUAGUGGAAUACCAGAACCAACAAUAAGUUGGCAGUAUUUUUUGAAUGGAGUUCUGCAACAUUGGAGUUAUGGAGAUCACCUGCAAAAAAGCUUCAAUGGAAGUCAACUGAAGCUCAAAUACAUUAAUCCUAAUGAGCAAUUUCAAUGUAAGGCAACUAAUAUAUACGGAACUGCACUUUCAACCAAAAUUCGAAUAUACCAAGCAGAGGGAGCCUCUUUUAACAUCUCAGUGAAAAGCAACCCCGUCACAUAUACUGCAAAAGUCGGAGAUCCACUUUUGGUACCAUGUCUAUAUAACAGUGAAGGAAUUCCAGAAGGUACUUUCUUCUGGAAAGUAAAAUCUGAAAAUGGAGAAAAAUCUGUGCCAUUGGAAGACAGAAUAUUUAUUUCUGAGAAUGGCAGCUUGGUAUUUUCCUAUGUGAAACUCAGUGAUGGUUUAAACAAGUUGUAUACCUGCAAUAUUGAGAAUAAAAUUUUGAACAUGGUUUUAUAUGGAAGUUGGACCAAAUUAGACAUACAAGGAGGUUCAGAUGUUCCUGAUAGUCCUGCCACUUUAAUAUACAGCACAAAAAAUUACACAGUGGCUGAAUAUAAGAAACCAUUCACGAUGCAAUGCAUUUUUGGUGGAAAGCCAGUACCAGAAGUUAAAUGGGAAAGGCCGUUCAGUAAUCAGUUCUCAAAUAGGUUUAGUAAAAAUAGAAAUAAUGAAAUGAUAAUUAGCUCUGUAAUGGAAGAUGAUGAAGGUGUUUACAAAUGCACAAGUGAUCGGAAACUUGGUAAUCCCAUGACUAUCUCCUUUUUCAUUGAUGUUAAAGGUCCACCAAUCUGGGUAAAGAAGCCUAAGUCUCUACUAAUUGCUGAGGGCCAGGAUGGUGUGAUCCACUGUGAUGCCCGGCCUUUGAAAAACGAGAAACCUCUACAAGUGCCCAAGUGGUUUAAAAAUGGAAAAUCAUUAACCAUUAGUCCUGGUGGCAUUAAUGGCCGGACUGAACUCUCAAAUGAUGGCAAGACACUGACUAUCCAUGAUGCCCAAAAAAAAACUGAUAUCUGUAAUUACCAGUGUUCUGUUUCAAAUGAUCAAGGAGAAAUUUUUGCUGAUGCUGCCUUCAAUGUAAUUUUGAAUACCGAGGUUUUAGUGGCACCAGAAAGUCAGACAAUUGACAAAGGUGAAGUGGUCAUGUUUAACAUCAAAGCCAUUACUGAUCCAUUGAAAGAGAAAGUUAUGACAUACACUUGGAUGCUGAAUGGACGUAAAAUCGAAUUCUUGGAUCUCUACGAUAUUUACCUCUUGCAAAAUUACUCUCUGGUGGUGAAUACAACAGGAAUGGAUGAGAAUCGUUUCCAAGUUGUACUUGGAAAUUAUUCAGUAAGCAUUAAUAAUGGAGUGGAAAUUGUCACCAGGUACGCAUCCCUAAUGGGAUAUCCAAUGAAGGAUCCUGUUGUAUCACAGUCUGGCAUGGAUUUGCGAUGGAUUGCCCUUAUUGUAGCUGUGGUACUUUUGUUCAUCAUUUUUAUUCUUCUCCUCUGUGUAGUCUUUAAUCGGCAUGGUGGUGAUGAUUAUUCAGUGGAUAAAAAAGAACGGAAGGCAGGCCAUGACCCUGAAAAAGAACUUGCUGACAGUGGUUUUCAUGAUCUUCCCCGCGCAGACGACGACCCUGAUAAGCAAAAGCCAGAUAAUGUCUCAAUCUCAAGUACUGCCAAAUCUAUGGGCAGUGAGACAGACAGUAUGGAAGAAUAUAGUGAUGCUGAUGCUGGCAUCCCUACUUCCAUUUACCUCCCUCCACCCUCUUCCCCACGCUCCACACACAUUCUUUCACUGUUACCUGAUUCGCCACCUGCUAGUUGCACUACAAAACUUUUGAUGAUGAAAUUUUCCGUCAGACUCGUUCAACAAAAGAUGAAAAAGUUAAGAGUGGGGGAAAAACAAAAACAAAUUUCUAACAUCCAGAGGGUUCAAAAAUUCUUUCCUUUCUCUCUCUCUCUUCUUUUUUUUUUUAAUUCCUUUUCUUUUCUUUUUCUUUUUUUUUUUUUUUUUUUUUUUUUUUUUUUUUGCAAAAAACAAAAAUAUCUACAAGACAUCAGCUGUCUGUCUUUCAAUUUUCUCCCUCGUCCCAGUCCUUCUGUAAUGUUCCCAACCUAA
Molecule: messenger RNA, 2319 nt
Organism: Acanthosepion pharaonis
Lineage: Eukaryota; Metazoa; Mollusca; Cephalopoda; Sepiida; Sepiidae
Source: the annotation of a GenBank genome assembly